Molecule: messenger RNA, 1747 nt
Organism: Calidris pugnax (ruff)
Lineage: Eukaryota; Metazoa; Chordata; Aves; Charadriiformes; Scolopacidae
Gene: PPDPFL
Product: chromosome unknown open reading frame, human C8orf22
Exons: 5
Coding region: 87-344 (85 amino acids)
Biological process (GO): cell differentiation; multicellular organism development
Source: RefSeq, a predicted model, not a curated record
GGCUGCCGUCUCUUCCGACGGCUGCUUUCCCUCGGUGACACCGGCUCCUCCCGGAGAGAGGCGGUUUUCCCCGUCGCGCCGCUGCCAUGGCCUCCGUCCCCUCCGUCGGUUGUCUCCUGGCCAAGAACCAGUACUACCGCACAAGACAGAACUCGGAAUCCAGCGUCUCUUCCAGCUCCUCCUGCUGUCCGGAUGCUGUGAACGUUACAGACCAGGACAAAGCAUUUCAUGGUUUACCUGAGUUAAUUGAUAAAUGUUGGUGGAUAAAAAGCUUUUUCCAUAGUGAACCAUGUCCACCAACUGUUGGCAGAAAAACACUAUCAGCAAGCAGUACCAACAGUUGAAUAGGACAGCAUGCUGGCUUAACUGACUGAGAUACUACGUACAGAUUCGUUUUUCCAAGAGGCUUGGGAUCUUCCUAACGUCUGGGUUCAGCUGCAAGAAGAAAACAAAACCUUUAGGAGAACGGAAAAGUCUAUUUUCAAAAUACUUGUCAGUAGCUUAAAUGGUAUUACUUAAUGGACAUGUCCAUGGCCUAUCUUGUUCAUUACAGAGUUGCUAUAAUUUGAGAUGUCUCUCAAAUUGUCCAGAUUCAAAGUCCUGAUAACUUCGAUAGUUAGAGAAAAAUGACAGUAAAAGUAAGAUAUUGUAGGUUUAGGUGAAGCUUAUGUAUCAAAUGACUUUGCAAUAGGUGAUACUGGUAAGUUUUACCUUUAAGAUAUCAGCUCUAUAUGCAGUCACACGGAGGUAAACAAGAUUCAGAUAUAUAGUCCAGAGUAGGAAUGCUACAUGGUACAUGUUUUCUAUUAAGUAUUUGUGUACCAGUUACAGGGAGUAAGUUUACAAGAAUGCUUCUUAAUAGCUUUGCUUUUAGAAAGCCCCAGUUACACAAAGAAACAGUAAUUAGUUUGGUCUUUUUGUUCGAGCAGGGUACAUAGAUCUCAACCUCAAAUACCCAGGUACAACAUCCAUUCAUAUCUAUGCAUGUUGGUAUUUGAGGACAGAGUAGAAGGGAUAGACAAAAAAUCAGUAAUUCCAAUGGGCGCUGACAUCUUCAAAGCAGAAGAGCAACCUUAAUCAGAGCUGAUACUCUUGGCUCUGUUUUAGACUACUCUGACCUGCUUUGCUGUAGCUUAAAAUGCUGCUUGUUCUCAAGUGACUACUCCUAUCGAUACGCACUGCUGUCUGUCAGCUUAGUUAUGUGCUAGACCUGGCAAAGUGCUCAACUCAAAGUAAUCACAUCAAUGUUAUUAACCAAGUCUACCUUUGUCAGAAUUCAUGCUCUUGAAAGAUGCAGUAACAUAGCUUCAUUUGGUCUUCAGUAUAGCAAAGCAGUACAACAGAUUGUGUAUUCUGCUGGGUAUGACUGAAAUGCAUCAGAGGUCAUAGAAAAUAACAGGUGUUUGGCUGGAUGAUAUAAUUUCUGUAAACUAUCUGUGCAGCUUCUUGAUAUACGGUCGCUAAAGCUACCUGACCUUUGUCUGUCACUGGAUGAACUAACAAUAGCAAACAUGAAUGUAGCCAACAUUUUUCAUUAUAUGUUAAUGGCUGUCAUGGUUUUUCAUAACUCUAAAGAUUCCUGAACACUUGAUACACUUUGAACUGACUUGUUAUGUUUCAUUCUUCGCUGCUGUUGUGUAGUUUCAUCUUUGUCCUUUCUCUAAGUGUACAGAAUGAACAAUUCUAUUUUUUUUUAUACUAAGAUAUUUUUAUUAAUAAAGAUUUAAUCAGUACUUCUUCUGACUUA